This is a messenger RNA of Didymodactylos carnosus, 1743 nucleotides long. NCBI's taxonomy places the organism in Eukaryota, Metazoa, Rotifera, Eurotatoria, Philodinida, Philodinidae. The record is from the annotation of a GenBank genome assembly.
AUGUCAACUUUAGUACCGACACUUAACUAUUUGUCAUCCACAUCACCACCGUCUCAAACAACAAUCAUACAACAAUCACCAAAAAAUUAUCACCAGGAUAUCUAUCAUCAACAAAUAUGUCAACAACGACAAUUAUUAACACCAUCAUCCAAUUACGCUACUACCAAUAACCACCCAUAUCAAACCACACAAGGAAAAAAUAUUAUUUGUCAAACACGUGAUCAAGAAACAGAUUCUGAUUGUGAUUUAGAUAGUUCAUCAAAUUCAAUAUUAUCAGGAUCAUCGACAAAUAACAAUAACAAUAAAUUGAAAAAACGUCGUGCAAACUUGCCAAAAGAUAGCGUUCGUAUAUUAAAAAAUUGGUUAUAUGAGCACCGAUAUAAUGCCUACCCAACGGAUGAUGAAAAAGCAAACCUAAGCAGACGUGCUGAUUUAACGAUAAAUCAAGUGUGUAACUGGUUUAUAAAUGCUCGACGACGAAUUUUACCUGAUUUAUUAAAAAAAGAAGGCACUGAUCCUAAAAAAUACACAAUAUCAAGAAGAUUUUCAAGGGAUAAUAAACGUUCAUCAUCACUGGUAACGAGCGAUGUAGAUGGUAAUAACAAUAAUAGUAGUCAUAUCAAUAAUAUUAUAUCGAAUUCGAAUGAAAAUACCGCCACAACCACUACCACGUCUAUCAUAACGUUAAAUAAUGGCGCAUUCAAUGAUAAUAAUCGAACAAUGAGCAGAGUUCUAUGUGUUCCACCACUUCCUCCACCUACACCACAAACACCCAGAAAUAACAUAAAACUAAAUGUUAUUGUUUCACAAAGUUCAUUUUACGGUGGCGAUUUAGAUCUGCGUCCAUCACCAGUCAAACUUGAGAUAUCAUCAUCUUCUAUAUUGUCAAAUUCACAAUUAUUAAACACGACAACUGCGAAAGAAUUAACUGAAACAUUACCGGUAUCAACUACAGCAACUAAUGCAGGAGCCACAGCAUCAGUAUUGUUACCCAUUCGGACAACGACAACAUGUCCUAGCAACAACUAUUUGACAACUCAUCCAAAAGGAAAAUCUUUAUAUAUUCCAACAAUGGAUAAUUCUUUAGCAUCGAAUAACAGCAAUUUAACGGUUGUUUUCAAUAAUAGUAAUAGUAGUACUAUAGCAUCUGAAAUACAUCCUAAUAGAUCGACAACAUUAACGCCUCCAACAACACCAUCGAUAGCGCGUCCACCAAAAUACUUGUCAGAAUGUAUCACGUCAAUUAUAUCACCGCCACCAACACCGAUGUCGUCGUCAAUAUCGAAUGACUUUUAUCAACAAAAAAAUACUAAUGAUGAUGCAUUUACUCGCUCAACAUCAUCAACAACAUUUGUACUUCAUACGGUACUUUCGGAAUUGAGAAAACGUCAAUUAACAUCUUCGUCAAAUGACAGUGAAGAAGUAAUUAUUACAAAGAUAAAAAGUUGUGAUAAUGAGUUUGAUAAUAAUCAAUUGUUGUAUUCUCGACAACAACAAUCACCGUCAGAAGCUGAUGAUGAUAAUAAUAAUGCUGCUAAACGUUUUCGUCUCGAUAAAACAGCAUUACCUCCACCUCCGUCGUCGUCGACAUCAUCGUUGCCAUCUCCUUCUUCAAAUAAUGGUGAUUUAGCCGGUUUUCAAUUACUCGUUGAUGUUGCUGUCAAAGAAUUACAACGUAUGCAAGAUGAUCCAACGGCAACGACAAAUCAACAAAAUCAAUAUGUAGCCUUAUUGUGCAAUUAG